Alternaria incomplexa is the source of this 1212-nucleotide messenger RNA. RefSeq lists its product as uncharacterized. Lineage: Eukaryota; Fungi; Ascomycota; Dothideomycetes; Pleosporales; Pleosporaceae. Gene Ontology annotation, biological process: transmembrane transport. The transcript has 2 exons. Bases 1 to 1212 code for a protein of 403 amino acids. The record is from RefSeq and is a predicted model, not a curated record. Gene Ontology annotation, molecular function: transmembrane transporter activity.
AUGGCACCCUCUUCCACAUCCUCCUCAGCACCCGCUGGCCAACAACUCCCCACCAACUCCUCCUUUGCCGAACCUGAAAAGACGACCGAAUACGCAUCCAUCAUCCCCCAACCACGCAGCAAUGAAAACGACCAAGACCGUCUCCAACUCCAACGCACAGUCUCUUCCGUCAGCCACCACGACAUGGCCAACGUCCAAUACAUCGCCACCGGCGACAACGACGUCAUCUACAACAAAUUCACCGAGCGCCGCAAAAUGGUCAUUACCGAACGCGCAACAGCCCUAGGCUGGUUCCUCAGCGGCACCCUCAUCGGCCCCGCCCUCGGCCCCUUCAUCGGCGGCAUAAUCGUAACAUUCCGUUCCUGGCGCGACAUCUUCUGGCUGCAAACCGCCCUCGCCGGCGCCGCAACCCUCUUCUGCUUCUUUCUGCAACCCGAAACCAUCCACAAAAAGCGUGCGGAUGAGCUCGAAGGCCUUCCCACCAAAGAACGCGCACACAAAAUGUGGCAGUGGCUAAACCCUUUCCGUGUGGUGAAACUAUACCGGUACCCGAAUAUCCUCUUAACGGCACUGGCGAGUAGUAGUCUCGUGUGGAAUAUGUACUCCCUCCUAACCCCAAUCCGCUACGUACUAAACCCACGCUUCGAUCUCCAAUCCCCCCUCCAAUCCGGCCUCUUCUACAUCGCCCCCGGCUGCGGCUACCUCCUGGGCACCUUCUUCGGCGGCCGCUACGCCGACCACAUUGUCAAGAAAUACAUCCUUCUCCGCGGCCACCGCGUCUCCGAAGACCGCCUCCGCUCCUGCGUCUUCUUCCUCGGGGUCGUCAUUCCCGCCUGCAUGCUGAUCUACGGGUGGAGCGUCGAGAAAAGGGUUGGCGGCAUCGCGCUGCCUGUUGUAAUGAUGUUUCUCCAAGGUGUGGCGCAACUGUUUUGUUUCCCCAGUUUGAAUACGUAUUGUUUGGAUGUUAUGCAGGGCAGGAGUGCGGAGGUUGUGGCGGGGAAUUAUUUUAUGCGGUAUAUGUUUGCGGCGGGUGGGUCGGCGGUUUGUCUUCCUGCCGUUAGAGCUAUCGGCGUGGGCUGGUUCAGUACCAUCAGCGCGGGCUUUUUGGUAGCGGGCGCGGGUGCGACGUGGUUGACUGCUGUGAAGGGUAGAGAAUGGAGAGAGGCGAUUGAGGAGAGGAAGGCGCAGAGGAAGGAGGAGGGGAUGGCUUAG